UCCCACUCUCAGCUGGCUCCUUACCGAGACCAAUGAGACUGUGAUAUUGGCCUCGCUCGGGAGCAAAUUAUGUCUGAUACCCGAUCCUCAACGGGUGCUUCAUUGCCCGAUGUUUCCCCUCCGCGAAAUCCCAAAAGGCGACGGGCGCGCCACAACAAAUCCCGCAAAGGUUGUUACACCUGCAAGCUACGCCGGGUCAAGUGUGAUGAAGUAAGACCGGUUUGUGGCGCGUGUUCCUUUCGCGAUGAACCAUGCUCAUUUCCGCCACUAGAUGAGCAUGUAAUGUAGGUACCCAAACCUCACGUCAAUGAGGACGACGUUAUGUGGCAAUUGACCCCUUUUCAGCUCCAAUAUCUGACCUACAAAAUAACAGUCCCACAAGUGCAGGGCGCGCUC
Aspergillus eucalypticola CBS 122712 is the source of this 396-nucleotide messenger RNA. Its product is annotated as Zn(II)2Cys6 transcription factor domain-containing protein. Gene Ontology annotation, molecular function: DNA-binding transcription factor activity, RNA polymerase II-specific; zinc ion binding. The record is from RefSeq and is a predicted model, not a curated record. Lineage: Eukaryota; Fungi; Ascomycota; Eurotiomycetes; Eurotiales; Aspergillaceae. The transcript is spliced from 2 exons. The coding region runs from base 70 to 288 and encodes 72 amino acids. Gene Ontology annotation, biological process: regulation of transcription by RNA polymerase II.